GCCCUUUUGAAGUAAUAUCAUAGACGCCUGCCUAGUUGGAUUGAUUCAUUAUGACAUCAUAGCAGUGGCAGUACAAGUUCAUAGAUGUGUGACACAGCUUCGUGUUUCAGAUCACCAUUACACCCAGGCCGUGUUACUCUGUUAUUCAAUGGACUAAUAAACUGUUGAUAAAUGCAGUGCCUGAUGCUGCAAGUAUUGUAGCUGAUGAAUUGAAUGAGUGAUUCGUGGCAGAAGACAUGAAUGAAUUACCUGUGCUACAAAGCCUUGUGGAUGAGGCUUCAACUCACCUCAAUGGCAGUGUGACAAGCCAACAUACCAGCUAUGGCAACUCUACGUUUCUCUCCUAUGAUCUGCAGCCUGUCUCUUCGGAGCUCACCCACAGCGGCAUGUCGGAACACGCCAACCACAUCAUCUUCGAUCCGUCACGGUCCGGUCAUUAUUCCAGCAGCGCGCGAUCAGCACUACACCAAAAGUACGCCACCACAAGACAGUUCCCAUCUUUCUACAGCCCUUGGGGUCUGGGCUAUUCUCAGGAUGGGGGAAAGUCCAACACUAUUGGCCCGAACUCUAUCCAUCUAUCUCAACUCCAGCAAUAUUUGAGCUCGUCAGUGCCCCGGCAUCGCAUCGUGGACAACGGCUAUCUAGAGAUGGAACAGAAAGAAUCCAGCAUAUCACUCUUCGAUAUAGAAACGGAUAAGAUCUCAAGCUUUCAGUACAGGCCAGGGGAGGAAAUUCACGGGACUAUUAAUAUCUUUGUGAAAAACAGCCUGAACAUACGCUUUGUGGAGUUGAUCGUUGUGGGCAAGGGUUUGUUUACCGUUCAAAGAUCAAGGGGUGAGCUGCCCCUGAAGCUGAAAGAGACAUACCUGCGUAAGAAAAAGUGCGUCAUCGGAUCGAGGCACGGUUGGAAUGUGGUGCUGCCCCGGGGAAAAUAUGCUACCAAAUUUCGCAUUCAUUUACCGAAAGAUUUGCCAUCCACUGUGCAUUACGAGGACGCCGUCAAUGGCUUCCUCUGUGACGUCAGCUAUUCUAUCGAAGCCAGGAUCUGCGACAACUCCAGGUACAUGAAAGGAAAUACUAGUCAGCCCCUGCCCAAGGUCCUCUGCUCAAAACAGAUUGCUUUCAAUGUCCAGCGAAGUUUUGACUUGGCGAGACUGCCCACGGCAAGGACACCGUUAACACACACAGAACAGCUCAGCUUGUCAAGAUGUCACAACGAGGUCGCUGUCGUCACGGUCCAGCUGGAGCGCGCUGUCUUCCUGGCCGGAGAUGACGUCAGGUUUCAGCUCAACAUCAACAUGCCUAGUCAUCAUGGCGUCAGGAAAGUGUUUUGCUCUUUUCAAGAACAAAUAACAUUUGGCGCCAAACAAGAAUCAGUAACGAUAACUCUUUCCAGCGUGAACAGCUACGACGAGAAAAAACUGCCGAGAACAGGCGAAGUCUCAACGUUUUCUGUCGCCCUGCCGACGAGUCUCGACUUGGUCUCGCCGUUAAGCCUCGUUCCGAGUAGGACAAAGAUCAACUACUUCCUGUCGAUAAAAAUUAAUUUCAGCCCUACUAGUGGGAGGCUGACAUUCAAGGUUCCUGUUUUAGUCGGGCCUUGUGCAGACCCGAUCUACGCUGAAAAGAACUCUUCCCGCAAGAUAAUUCCAAUCUUCCACAGACCCACGCGGUUUCCAACGUUCAGCCACCAGGCUCAGACCAGCCAGCCAGCGUUCUCGAUGGACCUCUCUACGCCCAGCCAGGACUCCAAGCCCAUCAAACCACCAGAUCGAAUCGAGACCAAAUUCAAAAGUGGAUUUUUAUCCUGUUUUAUGUGCUGCCUUAUUCGGGAUGACAUUUUGUGAAAUUUAGAUUACUGACUAUACUGAUUAUUUAUAUGAUUAUUGCGUAGACUGCUAUAAAUAUAAUCUGGAAUGAGAGCAUAAUUUAAAUACUUAAUGAAAGAAAUUGAAGAAGAAAAUAAUAUUACAGAUUAUACAUUUCACUCACUGGUUUGCCUCCCGGUCACACUGACCUUAAACUAACGUGUUUAUCGCCUGAACCAAAAGUUGGACAGUUUCAGCCAAAUCGCUUUUAUUAAAUGUGCAAAUAUACUAGCAUUAAAAAAGUUUUAUAAAUAUAAAUUUUUUAUUGAAAUCCAUUUUUAUGUUUUAAUAAUCAAUAGACUCCUUUACAUUUACCUAAGAGGAAAACAAGUCAGUGCCGGAUUUACGGCUCUGGAAACAGUGUAGCCCCAAAGGGCAUCAACUUCAGAUUACCUCAAAAACUAGUACUAUCUCUAAAAGAAAGGGAAGGAAACAAUAAGAAAUAAGAUUACAUGUAUAAGCAAUGUGUUAUUUCCCUUAGCAAGAGUAUUUUCAUUUCAAAUCUUCAAAAGAGAGUAGGGGCCCCUAUAAAAAUUCUGCCCAGGGCUUCCAUUUAGGCCCACUUAAAUCCGGCCCUGAAACAACAACAAAGAUAAUGAAUGUUACUUGUGUGCAAUGAUGUAACGUGUAGCGUUAUUCCCUAGACACACACACGAGUCAAUUCAUGCCUAAAGUAUAUGGGACUGUGUAAUAUAUAUUUAUGUCAAACGUCUCGUGCGAAUUUGCACUCUUGACACCUAUAAAACAUUUAGUUAUACAUAACAAUAUUUAUUUAAUUUAAUGUACAUCCGCUUUUAUUUAGGGAGACGUCACGGAGAUGUGUAUCAGACGAUCUGUAGAAAAGCGUUUACUAGAUAAAUCCAUCUUUUUUUUAAGCAUUUGCUCCGAUUUUCUGACCAUUUAUUGCUUUUCGACACAAAAUAAUAAGUGCCAAGUUUAAGGUUAUUUUAAUUUGUAUAAACAAUAUAUUUACAUUUUGAGAAAUAGUAAUUUUCCAAUAGAACUAAUAACAGCUAAAUAAAGACAAAAAACGGAGUCAGUAAGUUUAAAGCUUCAUUCUAAGUCUACUUUUAUGAAUGCAUUAUUGAAAUGUAUUUCUCUUGUGUGCUAUAUGUGUGUUCAAUCUUUUCAUGAUUUCUGCUUAAGGAAAGAGGAAAUCUGUUAUUUUUUCACUUAAGCUAAGUUUCCCCGAGUACUACCUCAAGUUGGAGGCGCGAUGGCUGAGCGGAAAGGUGCUUCCCAACUGGGGGUCCGGUGUUCGAAUCCUGGUGAUGACUGGGAUUUUUAAAUUCGGGAUUAUUAGGGUGCCUCAGAGUCCACCCAGCUCUAAUGUACACUUGACAUUAGUAAGAGAAAAGUAAAGGCGGUUGGUCGUUGUGCUGUCCAAAUGACACCUUCGUUAAUCGUAGGCCACAGAAACAGAUGACCUUUACAUUAACAGCCCUAUACCCGCAGGGUCUGAAAGGGAAAUUUUACUUUUUACUUUCUUAACUAAAGAGAAAAUCUGUUAGUUCUUCCUUUUAACCCACAUUUCCUGGAAUACUUAGAAAUUUAGGUUAUCAUUAUUGGAUACCCAACUCCAUUGUAACAUUUUUUAAUUAACAUUUAUUGGAGGCGGACAUGUUCUAUACAUGUAUAACUAGAUGCCUAUUUAAGAAUAAUGUUAUAGAAAAGCAUUUUAUAAAUAUUUAGAGUUAGCCGACUAGCAAUCUUCGAUUUCAUUUUAUUUUGCUGUUA
Messenger RNA from Biomphalaria glabrata, 3605 nucleotides. RefSeq lists its product as uncharacterized. Bases 237 to 1847 code for a protein of 536 amino acids. The transcript is spliced from 7 exons. NCBI's taxonomy places the organism in Eukaryota, Metazoa, Mollusca, Gastropoda, Planorbidae. The record is from RefSeq and is a predicted model, not a curated record. Gene Ontology annotation, biological process: protein transport. Gene Ontology annotation, cellular component: cytoplasm.